AUGUAAGCGUAGAAAAAAGGUCAAUAGUAAUCAUUUGCAGAAUAUGUUAAAUAAAUAACUAGUUAAUCUGUUAAUAGAUUCUAGCAAACAUCUACAAAACAAUUUCGAUCAACCAAUCUUCCUCAACUCCUUAGUGACAUGGAUAGAUCACCAUACAUGAUGACGAGUUUAGACAGAGCUAAAUUCCCUUAGGUGGCCAAAAUGAACAAGACCUCCUAUUUGAAUUACAGCUCAAGCGAGCAGAAGAAUUUUGAAGACUUGGCAUCCAAAUUUAAUCGAAAGAGACACUCCAAGGAUUAAUUUGAUGCGAUUUUAGUUGAACAUAUAGAAGUCUAAGAGACAUCUUCUUAGAAAAAGUCCAAUGCCAUACUGAUUUAACAUUAUAUACUUAUUGGACAUAUCUAUAGUAUACUAAUAUAAACAAUUUAUCAGAGAAUUGUAAUCUUUUUUGAAGGCUCAAUGUCAAAUGACUAGCCAAGUGAGAUUUCAUCAUAAAAUAUAUUUAUUUUAAUUAAAUUAUUUAAAAUAGCAAACACCAGUAUGACAGAUUUUGCAUUGACUACAUUUAGUAGUAAGGGAAAACUAUUAUAAAUCGAAUAUGCUCUCAAUGCUGUUGCAAAGGGUGACACAGCCAUAGGAAUCAAGGCUAAAAAUGGAGUUGUUUUGGUAGUCGAAAAGAAGCAAUCGUCAAUUUUAGUUGAAGAAUCUAGUGUUCAAAAAGUUGCUCUAUUGACAGACAAUAUCGCAGCUACUUAUGCAGGAUUGGGUCCAGAUUUUAGGGUCCUGUCUUAAUAAGCAAGAAAAUUAGUCAAAAAGUAUGAUCUCAAAUACCAGGAGGAAAUAUUCGUAUAAACAUUAAGCAGAGAAUUGGCGGAGGAUGUAUAAGUGGCAACUCAAAGAGGAGGUAUCAGGCCAUUUGGAGUAUCGAUUCUUAUUGCAGGAUAUGAUGAAGAGGGACCCCAUCUAGUUUAGCUUGAUCCAAGUGGAGCCUAUUAUAGUUGGAAGGCCACUGCCAUUGGAAAGCAGGCAAAGAAUGCAAAGGCAUUUUUGGAGAAGAGAUACAAUGCUGAUAUGGAGAUUGAAGAUGCUAUCAACACUGCGUUAUUGACUUUGAAGGAGGGAUUUGAAGGGUAGAUGACAGCGACGAAUAUUGAAGUGGGAGUGAUCAGGGAUGAUCAUGUUUUUAGGAUAUUGCCUCCGUCAUAGGUAAAGGAUUAUUUGGAAGAGUUAGAAUGA
Messenger RNA from Paramecium tetraurelia, 1236 nucleotides. RefSeq lists its product as uncharacterized. Gene Ontology annotation, cellular component: proteasome core complex; proteasome core complex, alpha-subunit complex. Gene Ontology annotation, biological process: ubiquitin-dependent protein catabolic process. The record is from RefSeq and is a predicted model, not a curated record. The transcript has 4 exons. NCBI's taxonomy places the organism in Eukaryota, Ciliophora, Oligohymenophorea, Peniculida, Parameciidae.